Molecule: messenger RNA, 6339 nt
Organism: Camelus dromedarius (Arabian camel)
Lineage: Eukaryota; Metazoa; Chordata; Mammalia; Artiodactyla; Camelidae
Gene: ANO6
Product: anoctamin 6
Exons: 21
Coding region: 627-3425 (932 amino acids)
Biological process (GO): calcium activated phosphatidylserine scrambling; calcium activated phosphatidylcholine scrambling; chloride transmembrane transport
Cellular component (GO): plasma membrane
Molecular function (GO): protein dimerization activity; chloride channel activity
Source: RefSeq, a predicted model, not a curated record
GAGUCAGAGUAAUUGAUACUUUAAGGUCCUCCACUGGCUCCACGUAUCCUUUAAACACUACCCAGACGUGCUCCUUCGGGGUCCUUCCUGUGAGCUGCAGCGGCGUUUCUCCCCUCUCCGUAACUGAUGUCAAAGAAAGCCGGCCCCAGGACGUCCCCAUGCAUGACCUUGGAACAGAAAGCCGCCUCGUUUGGGGGCAAAGUUUGGGGAACCCUGUCCACUCCCACCCUCGCGGGCUCUCGCCUCCCCCUUCCGCGAGUUCACUCGCGUGCCCAACGCGGACGCCAGCUGCUCCCUCUCUUCUCCCGACUUCCUUCUGAGAGCCUCGUAAACCCAGGGAAGUUCAAUCAUUCCGCGACGAGCCUCGGCGCUCACUGGGCAUGCUCAGUGGCCGGGCCCGGCUCGGGUGGCCAGAGGUUGCCUUGGGCGCAGGGCUCGGGUCGGCGGCCGCCUGGGCUCGGCUUCCCGGAGCGCGGGCUGAGCUCUGCGGCCCCUGAGCCGGGAGCCAUACGCGCCCCGCCGUCCCCGCCUGGGCGCUGGCCUCUGGCCCCGGCAGAGCGCCGUCGUUCGGGACCCCGGGAGCCCCCAACUUCCCGCCAAUUUCCAAGCCGCUUUCGCGGGGAGCCAUGCAAAUGAUGACCAGGGACGUUCUGCUAGAAAUGGAGCUGGAGGACGACGAAGACGAGGAUGGGGAUAUCGGUGAAGUUCCUGUAUCCAAGAGGCCUUUAAUGGCUCCUCACACGGUCCUCCCUUCCAGUCUGGUCUUGGAAAACCUCGAACAGACAAUUGUCUCCGGUUUUGGAACACUGGAGAGUCAGCAGGAUUUCCGAACCCCAGAGUUUGAAGAAUUUAAUGGAAAACCUGACUCCCUGUUUUUCAAUGAUGGCCAGCGAAGAAUAGACUUUGUUCUAGUCUAUGAAGAUGAAAGUAAAAAAGAGACUAAUAAAAAGGGUUACAAUGAAAAACAAAGGAGAAAAAGACGAGCCUAUGAAUCUAACCUCAUUUGUGAUGGCCUGCAGCUGGAAGCAACCAGAUCAGUGUUGGAUGAUAAGCUUGUAUUUGUAAAAGUGCACGCCCCGUGGGAGGUGCUGUGUACAUACGCUGAGAUAAUGCACAUCAAAUUGCCUCUGAAGCCCAAUGAUCUGAAAACCCGGUCCUCAGCCUUCGGUAAUUUCAACUGGUUUACCAAAGUCCUCCAGGUGGAUGAGAGUAUCAUCAAGCCAGAGCAAGAGUUUUUCACUGCCCCUUUUGAGAAGAGCCGCAUGAAUGACUUUUAUAUUCAGGAUAGAGAUACAUUCUUCAAUCCAGCCACCAGAAGCCGCAUUGUUUACUUCAUCCUUUCUCGGAUCAAGUAUCAAAUAACAGACAAUGUUAAAAAAUUCGGGAUUAACAAGCUUGUGAGCUCCGGGAUCUACAAGGCAGCUUUCCCUCUCCAUGAUUGCAACUUCAGCACUCUGUCAAAGGACCUCAGCUGCCCCAAUGAACGGUACCUUCUGUACAGGGAAUGGGCUCACCCUCGAAGCAUAUAUAAGAAGCAGCCGUUGGAUCUCAUCAGGAAAUACUAUGGAGAGAAGAUUGGAAUCUACUUUGCUUGGCUGGGCUAUUACACUCAGAUGCUCCUCCUGGCAGCAGUCGUGGGCGUGGCUUGUUUUCUCUACGGAUAUUUUAAUCAAAAUAACUGUACCUGGAGCAAAGAAGUCUGUGAUCCUGAUAUUGGCGGCAAGAUCAUAAUGUGUCCUCAGUGUGACAGGCUGUGUCCAUUCUGGAAGCUCAAUGCUACUUGCGAGUCCUCAAAGAAAUUGUGCAUCUUUGACAGUUUUGGAACCCUAGUCUUUGCAGUAUUUAUGGGGGUCUGGGUCACCUUGUUUCUGGAGUUCUGGAAGCGGCGCCAGGCGGAACUUGAGUACGAAUGGGACACAGUUGAGUUGCAGCAGGAAGAACAACCCCGGCCAGAAUACGAGGCGCGGUGUACACACGUGGUGAUAAAUGAGAUUACCCAGGAAGAAGAGCGUGUUCCCUUUACCACCUGGGGAAAGUGUAUACGUAUAACCCUUUGUGCAAGUGCUGUCUUUUUCUGGAUCCUGUUGAUCAUUGCUUCAGUUAUUGGGAUCAUUGUCUACAGGCUCUCAGUGUUCAUUGUAUUUUCUGCCAAACUUCCCAAGAACCUGAAUGGAACAGACCCCAUCCAGAAGUACCUGACUCCGCAGAUGGCCACGUCCAUCACUGCUUCCCUCAUCAGUUUUAUCAUCAUCAUGAUCCUGAACACCAUAUAUGAGAAAGUGGCAAUCAUGAUUACUAACUUUGAGCUCCCAAGGACCCAGACUGACUAUGAGAACAGCCUGACCAUGAAGAUGUUCCUAUUCCAGUUUGUCAACUACUACUCUUCGUGUUUCUACAUCGCGUUCUUUAAGGGCAAAUUUGUGGGUUAUCCGGGAGAUCCGGUGUACUGGCUGGGAAAAUACAGAAAUGAAGAGUGUGACCCAGGUGGCUGUCUCCUUGAACUGACGACACAGCUGACAAUAAUCAUGGGAGGAAAAGCAAUCUGGAACAACAUACAAGAGGUGUUACUUCCCUGGGUCAUGAAUCUCAUUGGACGGUAUCGCACAGUUUCGGGAGCAGAAAAGAACACCCCACGAUGGGAACAGGACUACCAUCUGCAGCCCAUGGGCAAGCUGGGAUUAUUUUAUGAAUACCUUGAAAUGAUUAUUCAGUUUGGGUUCGUCACCUUAUUUGUGGCCUCUUUUCCACUGGCCCCUCUGUUGGCUCUGGUGAACAAUAUAUUGGAAAUCAGAGUGGACGCGUGGAAACUGACUACCCAGUACAGACGCAUGGUGCCAGAAAAAGCGCAGGACAUCGGAGCCUGGCAGCCCAUCAUGCAAGGAAUAGCAAUUCUGGCUGUGGUGACCAAUGCCAUGAUCAUCGCUUUCACAUCAGAAAUGAUCCCCCGCCUGGUGUAUUACUGGUCCUUCUCCGUCCCGCCCUAUGGGGACCACCUGAACUACACCAUGGAGGGCUACAUCAACAACACCCUCUCCUACUUCAACAUCGUGGACUUCAAAAACAAAAACAAGGACAACCCAUACACUGGACUUGGUGACCAUACCUCGUGCAGGUAUCGUGAUUUCCGGCACCCUCCUGGACACCCGCAGGAGUAUAAACACAACAUCUACUACUGGCAUGUGAUCGCAGCCAAGCUGGCUUUCAUCAUUGUCACGGAGCAUAUCAUCUACUCUGUGAAAUUUUUCAUUUCGUAUGCAAUUCCCGACGUCUCGAAAAGCACGAAGAGCAAGAUCAAGAGAGAAAAAUACCUAACCCAAAAGCUCCUUCAUGAGAACCACCUCAAAGAUAUGACGAAAAACAUGGGGGUCAUAGCCGAGCGGAUGGUAGAAGUGGUGGACAACAAUUUACGACCAAAAGUAGACUAAGAGCUUUAUGUUCUGAGAAGCACUUUAAAGAAUGUAGCUCUGUCCAAAUAUAUUACGAAUCACUAAUGAGAAUGUUUUAAGUUAAAUCACUUUGGCAGACAUGAGUCUUAACAAUGGCCAUUUUCAUGCAGGUUACUUUUCAGUUUCAGCGAGUGAUGCAGGAACUGAAAAUGCAAAAUUUAGAUCAAGAAGGGCAUAAAGCUAAUCACCUGGAAAACCUGAAAUGUUACUUUUUUUUUGAUAAAUUGGUAUUUUAGCAAUACAGAAAAAAAGUUUCUUCGCUUGCUUAAAAGCAGCCCCUACCAAAGCAGAAUGGAUUUUUUUCCUCCAUUGAUGACUUCCAUUCCUUUCUGUUCUCAAGCACAUGAUCUUUUUUAUUUUUAGGCAGUGUUUCAGUUCUUCACUUUUGCCAGAUCUGUUCCAAAGUUAUCUUUCCCUUACAGUACCAUUAUUAAAGACUAGACAUGCUAGCUGUCAUGUGAUUAAAAACAGCUAACGCAGAAUUCAGCUUGAAUGCUGUAUUAAGUGGCAUAUAGACUCAAGACUUCACAAUAUUUAGGUGUAUUAUCACAUCCCUACAGAAAAGGAAACCUCAGGUAAUAAGAGCAAAUAGUUUCAGUCUUCAUCUUGGCCUAUCUUUCCAUCUCAGAGAAAGACUCAUAAUGGAUUGGGAUAAAGAUAGCAAGGUUCUGAGGCAUAUUUGUGCUAAUUCACAGCGACACCUUUCAUCUUCCAGGAGCACUGGUAGAAUGUCCUGCGCCUACUCAAUGUUGACUGCUUUGCAAAUCUCCAGGGAAUAAGACAACAAAAGCAGGGAAGGUUACAGGUUGGAAUAGGAUUGUAACUCAUACCGAUCAGGGUAAUUACCUCUUCUAAAGAUCUGUAGUUUCUUUCCCAAAAUUCCGUAUUUAUCAACAGUUUGGAAAAGAUAAGCCCAUCAAGUUCCCACCAGUUGCCCUUUAUCCAUCGGAUCCAGAAAGGAGAGCAUUACAAACCACGAGCACCGCUGUGACCGGACAGUGCUGCGCGUGUCAGGAGAACAGCGCUCAGUGUGACCGUGGAGAGCGCCUUGCCUUUCCGUGGGGAUUCUGCACGUCCGUCCGAGUGAUCAGCACAGCAGAGCAUCUGCUCAGCGCACCUUACUCCCUUCUCUUGCAAGCCCAGUAACUUGUUCUAAUUGCAUGUUUGCACCAGAGGAGAAUUCCAGGGAGGGAGAGGGAGAGACGGAAUAUACCCAGAUUAUUCCCAGUCAAGAAAAGAGACUGGAUUGGAUUUGAAUUUCCAGCCUCCCCUCAAGCUAAUCAGGCAAUUAAGGGUGAGAAAAGAAAGUGGUUUGGUGACCAACCCUGCCGUCAGCUGGAGGUAACUUCCUGCGGAACGCCUGCCCUACCAUGCACAUCUUGCCCUCGAUUUAUUCAGCUGGACAGUCUUUACUGCGUGUGACUGGUAACAGGGCAGGACUGGGUACAGGAGAGGGUGUCUGGCGCUGGGCUCUCGCUAGGUGGGCUGCCACCCACUGGGAUGCUGCUAAAUGCCCAGGUGCCACAAGAGCCAAGCCACUCGGAUUCCCAGCCGCGGAGAAAAAGGAGGCACUGAAUUUUAAGUGAGAUUUCCAGGCUUGUAGUAAUAGAGUAGCUUAGUUCCAGGUCAGAAUUCUAAAUGCCUGCCAAGAAUGUUACAAACAAAAACCCUGAAAAUCCCAGUAUUUAUGUAGGAUCCAUCAAAACAGUAUUCUGGACUUUGGAAUUGUCCCAAUGGAUCAGGGACAGCAUUUCACUAACUUUCCUGAUAAUGGUAAGGAUGCGAUCAGAGAGUGCUCACAACAGGUCACGUGAGGUCGGGCUGCACAGGGAGCUACAAAUGAAUUUCUUCCCGAUGGGGAGAUGUUCUCAUCCACCACAGCCCAGAUGGGUACCACUGUCGCUUCCCCUGCUCACCUGGGAUCCUGCUCCUGGAAUUGGGGCUGCUGCUUCUCAUGUUACCUCUCCUCUUCUCUGAUGUGUAGGACUAUCUGCUAGUGUUGGAUCUGCUGUUUCUGGACUCCUAGGAAAGUCUUGUGUAUACAAUACAACUUUAAAAGAAUGGUGCAUUUACGUUUUCAUAAAUCAUCAUUCAUAAACCGCCUUCAUAGUUUAAAAUGUGCUUCUGUGGACAGGAGGGAAAAAAAUUAACCUCUACAUUUUUAAAGAUAGUGAAUGUGAUGUAGAACACUGCCAAUAGUCCCCAAAUGGCCAGGUUGUGGCACUGACAGUGUUCACAUAAGUCUAUUGCUGACUUGGUGGUGAGGAAGUGGGGCUGUCUGCAGGCACUUGUGGGCUGGAUCAGUAAAUGGGAGCAGAGGCUGCACCCUGGAAAACUGGCUGGGUGAGAUGGGUGACCGAUGAAAGGAAAAUCUGGCCCUAGACCUGCCUGGUGUUAACCACUAGAGAGAUUUUAGUUUUGAUCCUUUUGUGAUGCCUGUGAAUUUUAACGGAUUGAAGCAUCAGACCAAAAUACUCAGGGGAUCUUUCUUUAAAUAUCCCACAGAUAUUUUAGUUAUGUCACUAGGAAGGGAAAGAUUUUGUUUUUGUUUGGAAACUAAACAAGACCAUCUUUUAAACUGUUUUGUCACCCAAAGCCUUCUCCUCGAAUUGCACGUGCAUCUUGAAUUUCAGAAAACAUUCGUUCACAAUUGGGGGAGCCGAAUGGGCUCUGUUGUUGAAACACUUCUUAUACUAUUUCUCGCAUUCGUAUUAUAAGAUGUUUGAAAAGGUAAAAUGUAUGAGCGGCUUAACAAAAACACAACUGAAAUAUUUAUGAUGCUUUUCAUACACUGUGGCAUAAGAUGUAAAGUUUGUAAUAUUUUGCAAGUUUCUGUGCAUUUUAAUAUUCUUUUAUAGUUAUAAGCAUUUUAAUAAAUUCAUUUUAAAAAAUA